Molecule: messenger RNA, 992 nt
Organism: Panicum hallii
Lineage: Eukaryota; Viridiplantae; Streptophyta; Magnoliopsida; Poales; Poaceae
Exons: 4
Coding region: 135-833 (232 amino acids)
Source: RefSeq, a predicted model, not a curated record
ACAGAGAUUUGCUGUAGGAUUAAUGUUGUACACAGCUGCACACCCCAUUGAUGUUGUGCCAGAUCAGCAACUCAUAGGCAGGGCCUCAAGAAGGCAAGGGACGACAGGGGAGAACGGGCUCGGCAGAUUCGGACAUGGACGUCGCCGGGCUCCCUUCUGACAUCCUCGUGGAGGUGACUGCGAGCAUUGCGACGAGGUCCGCGACGCCCCUCAACGACAUUGUCAACCUCCGGCGAUCGUGCAAGGUGUUCCGCGAUGCGACGGCGGCAAGGAAGGUCGGGCGGUGCAUGGCCGUGCACAGGGAGUGGAGGCUGCACUGGUGGGACAAGGCGAGGUUUCUGUCCGUGCUCCGGCGGUGCGCCGCAAGCAGCAACCCCGAGGCAUCCUACAUCCUUGGAUUGGAGGAGUUCUGCAACCGGAGAAAAGCGAGCGGGCUCCGGCACCUCCUCCACGCCAUGGAGCAUGGACACGCCGCCGCAGCCUACAUGAUGGGGAUGAUCACGUUGCACGACUCGCUGCGCUCGCCGGGCGGUGCCGAGCAGGCGCUGGAACGCUUGGACUGCUUCUCCUCCGCGCCUGCAUCCUCUGGCCCCAGCAGGACAAGGCGCAGGAUGGCCUCCGUGCGCAGAGAGGCCGUGUCGGUCAUGCGAAGGCUGACGUUGCGUCGGUGGAGGAUGCCCGAGCCUCCAACGCCCUGCGCGAAUCCGUGGUGCGGCAAGGUGGAGUCGAAGAGGGCGGAGGCCUGGGACGGCGACGGCGACGACGAGAGGUGGUUUUGCAGCCAGAUUUGCUGGUGGAAACACGAGUACUGCAAGUUUACCGAUAAGAUCUAACCAUUUGAGGUUGUGCAGGUACUACUAGCAUGUAUACAGAGCAGAUUCUGUCAUUCCCCUUCAUAUACUAUGUGCUAGCUAUUGAGAUCAAGGAUUGUAACUUGGCUAGAUCUGAAUGUUUGAACAUCAUUGAUGAAAAGCUGAAUUCGGGUGGACUUC